CGAAAAAGGGUGACGCGAUAGCUUUACGCAGCAUGACAACAUUCGCCCUGAAGGUUGCAUCACGACAAUCAAUCAACGGCUCUUCUCUGCUUCUUCGGCUGAUUCAAUGCGUUCCGAUCCUUAUCUCUUGAAGAAGCGAUCAAACAACUGAGUGAGGAGAACACAAAACGGAGUCAGACGACACAAAAUGGCCGCCAAACAUAGUAAGUUUGCCAGGGCCGACGGUAAGGCGGACGGCCUGGUCUCCACUCCCGUCUCCGGAGACGCCGCGACACCGCAGGCGGGCCAGGUGCCGAGCUCGGACGAUACUCCGCCGCCUAACCAGGUCGAAACUUACGGAACACGUAGAGUAACGACUCAGACAAUUGAUAACAAAGCAAGUAGGCUUAAUUACGGCGCUACUGAAGAGCGCCCUGUCCCCGCCUCCACCGCGGAGCACAAGGCCAGCUCCGACUGCGGCCAGCCUGCCACCGGGGCCCUGCCGCCGCUCUCCUGGGCCCAGCGGCGGCUGCUUAUCUGUCUGUCGUUUGGCGCCGUGCUUGACGGCUUCUGCCAGUCCGUCCAGCUACCCUUCUUCCCCGGCGAGGCCCGGCGGCAUGGCCUCAGUCUGACCGCCGCCGGAGCAGUGUUCAGCGCCUUCGCCUUGAGCGAAAUGCUCGCCUACCCAGUCAUGGGCUGGUUGGCGUUACGGCUCGGCGUCCAACGUCUCUACCUAGCCGGCCUGGUGGUUGCCGGCAUCGCAACGCUGACCUUCGGUCUUCUAACGUACGUCCCUGGACCGGCAGCGUUUCUGGCCGGCUGUCUGACCGUGCGCGCUGCCGAAGCGGUGGGCACGGCAGCCGUCCUGACGGCAGCCAGAACCAUCGUCAUCAACCAGUUCCCAGAUCGGGUGAACGUGGCCAUCGGAGUCCUGGAGGUGGUAAAGGCGGUGGGUCUUUGCGUCGGGCCCGCUCUCGGGGGAGGCCUGUACGUGCUUGGAGGAUACGGUCUGCCGUUCUACACUCUAGGAGGAAUGCUGCUCGCCACUGCGGCGAUCAAUGUUGUGGCGAUGCCUGCGAUAGCCAGCACUGAGAGUGGCAAGACCGAGGCGCAUCAAAGAGAAGCUGAGCAGCGGACGGAUCAACAGAGCUACAUGAAGAUGUUGACAAUAGUAUUCUCCUGUCCAGACAACUGGGUCAUCUUCACAACACUGUUCAUCGUCUCUAUGAACUGGUGGGCGCUGGACCCCAGUCUUGGACCGUACGCUCAGCAGCAGCUGAACGUCGAGUCCUCAGAACUGGGCCUCUUCUAUGUGGCUUCGCUGCUGUCAUUUGCUGUUGCAAGUCCAGUAUGGAGCCGGCUGGCCGACUCCAUGCGCAACACGUUCCUCCUGGUGGCUGCCUGUCUGCCGCUUACCGCGCUCGGGGUGCUGUUGAUGCCGCCGGCGCCUCCUCUAGAUCUGCCGCCAUCCCGCGCGCUGCUCGGCGUUGGCAUGGCGCUUCGUGAGGCGUUCUGUCUGGGUGCACGCCUGCCACUGCUGGCUCUUCUGCUGCGCUGCUCGGUGGCCGCCGGCCUGCAAGACAACCUGCGUGGUCAUGCCUUGGUAUCGUCGGCGUUCGGAGCCGUUUACAAUAUGGGCAAGGCGGCCUGGCCGCCGCUGGGGGCUGCAGUUAUACAGGAGGUGGGACUGCCGCUACUGGCCUCCGGUAUGGCCGCCCUAACAUUGACCCUGGCCAUUGUGGAUGCCGCCUGGGGACUGAAGGUUAACAGCAAACUGAAGCAAGAGAAGUAACGCCAGGCAACUUUGCCUUAACCGAUUUCGACAGCUGUUGCACUUUUCCAAAGAGUAUAAGUGGACACAUAAAUGUGCAAUGUGCAUUUUACAAUUGUAUAACUACUAGGACAUCUGCUCGUUGACGUUAUUGUUGUGCAUGGAAAGUUCUUACUUUUCAGCCUGAUAUACGUUGUUGAGUAACCAUGCAGCAUAAUAUGUGCUCACAUUUCGGUGCAUUGGCGCAUUUCCGUCAUACAGGGUGACCUAUAAGACAGGUCUGUUUUUGUUUACAUACUUGUUGGUGUGGGCUGUGCUACCACCUCGCAUCUUCCGGCAUUGUUCUGCUAUGUUCGGUUCGUCAAGUGUCGCCAGGCUCCGCGGAUCUCUCACCAAUGUAAUAUCAGGACCCGUCGUUAGGCACGGUUUUAUUAUUCAUAAUACAUGGACCAUGCAAGCCUUCACUGUAUCCAA
Amphibalanus amphitrite is the source of this 2224-nucleotide messenger RNA. Its product is annotated as MFS-type transporter SLC18B1-like. The record is from RefSeq and is a predicted model, not a curated record. NCBI's taxonomy places the organism in Eukaryota, Metazoa, Arthropoda, Thecostraca, Balanomorpha, Balanidae. The transcript is spliced from 3 exons. The coding region runs from base 188 to 1771 and encodes 527 amino acids. Gene Ontology annotation, biological process: transmembrane transport. Gene Ontology annotation, molecular function: transmembrane transporter activity.